UACACUUGUAACUGUCAGUUACCGGAUGGCCGACGGCGGCGGCGGGAACAACCCAGCCAGGCCUUCGCCGACGUUCCCGACCAAACUGCAGCAGCUCGAUCCUCUCGAGUCCAAAAAGGUCCGGGACAAGCGGAGAAAGCGAGAGCAAGCUGCGCGUCGAAAGGCUGCGGAAAAGGAGCUGCUCCACGCGACGCUGCGGCGGCAGCUGGCGGCUGACGCGUCCAAGGCAUGGCAUCGCGACACAACCAACGACGAAGAGCUCCAGAUCAAGCGCUUUGAGCUGGACUGCGUGAGUCCGUUUGACGAGCACCCAGCGAGUGCUGGCUACGACUUUCGACCCCAACCGUUUCGUUCGCUCACGCCCGCGUCCGUAGCAUGCUUCAAUCCUGUUUUCUUUGGGUACGCCUUGGCCAAGACGUCGUCCACUGCGCUGCCGCCGCGCCCCCAGGGCGCGGCCAAGCAGGACAUCCCCCACCCCGCCUUCCUCGGAUACAUUCCGUGCCACCACCACGACGCCACGACCAUUUCGCCCGUGUUUCUCGGCAUGGAGUUUCGAAAACGCCACGUCCAAUCGGACAACGACAUGGAGCUUUGCGAGGACGUGAACAGCUCGACGCCCCGAACGCGGCAACUGGCCACCGCCGCCGACUUGAAGCGCAUCAUGGAUGCGCGCUUUGACACCACCGAGUGUUUGGUGUGUGAUUCGUCGCAACUAGAGGGAUGCCCAGGGUGUUGGGAGCCCCCGUCCGACUUUUAUGCUCAGCCAAAUCAAACAGCGGACCAGCUCGAAAUGUCCCCAGAACGUGCCACGUCAUCGCCGCCAGACCCGAAUCAACAACAGACUGGCAGCAGCACAUUGAUGCAAUGGGCACGACAACCACCCCACCAAGAGAGUACGGUCGUAUUGUCAUCCGAGGCCUUGUGGAGGCAAAACCUUCUCGUGGAUAAGUAUGCCAUUCGUAAACACCGAGACAAGAAACAAUACUUUGUGGACGUGGUGGUGAAAUGCGUACCUGCUGGCAACGUUGUGACACUGUGCGUCGACCCAACUGGCACCGUCAAGUAUUUGUACGACUUGUACCGGUUCAAUUGCGGGACGACCAUCGAGGGCGCCGGCGGCCGAAAGGUCUACCUCGUCCUCCCGACCAGCUGCGGGUUCUUUUGGAUGGAUGAGCUCGUGCUGGCCGCGUCGGAGCGCACGCUGGCCAUCACGAGGGGAAACUUGACGUUGAUGGACUUCAAGUUGACGCCGAGAUCAGGUUCAUCGAGUAAAGCCAUGUACAUGCUGUUAGCCACAUCCACAAUGCACGACGAGAAGACGCCGGCGAUGUUGGCCCAAUACCUCAAGCAAAAUUUUGCCGUGGCUCCGCUGGGCCAUUUGACCCUCCGACGCCAUGCCAACGAAGUGCCCGAGCCAGUCGUAGACGAUCCGUUGCAGCAAAGCAUGCAUCGCAAGGCGCCCGUGCUCGUCGAGUCGGCGCUCUUGAACUUCCGCAUGAGUCGAGAGUACGACCUGAUAGCAACACGCAAAGCCAUCAAAGCGUCUCGUGACGAAAAGAUGCUGGCAUUGGUGGAGCGCAGUCGGCACCUGACGAACCAACCGCGGCCGCGAAAAGUGGUCCGGGCAUACGCGUACUUUCGGUUUGCAUUGGCCGAGCCCAAGCCGCUGCCCCGACUCGCCAAGCUGUGGCAAUGUUUUCAAAAGUUUGACGAAUUGAAGAUCACCAAACGUGGCAAGUUGCUCGACGCAGCGUAUUCAGACGACACGGCGUCGUUGCUAUCGCAGCACCGGUCCGCGGCCGUCGACACAUUUGACAUCCUUGUGGACAAAGCCAACCACGCCAUGAUGCAUCCCGUGGUUGCCGUGUCCAAUAAAUAUGGGAUUCCUCUGGGCACACGGUAUGGCGUCACAGCCAAAGAAGACCGAGAGUACGCCGUCGAGCUGGACAUUGUCUUGCCUGAAGAGAUCCAUGUUAAGUUGGACGUAGCAUCGCCCGAGGAUGGCGGCGGCGCCGGUGGUGGAUCACACACUCCCCGUCGACGUCGUUUUCAUGAUAUGUUGGCAGCGCAAGCCGCGGCUGCCGUGUGGAAGGACAUGGAGUGGCGAAAGGAGGCGCGCAGCGAAAAGUUCUACGGCGGCGCAGACCUCGUCGUGGCACCAUAUUAUUUAGUACGCUGGGACUGCUUUGCCCAAGCGUAUUCCAUAGCUCGCAGUCAUUUGGAACGGGCUAAGGACCACCUGGACGCGUACAAUCGAUUGGCCAAACCGGUGCAAACGGAGGCUGUACUGAAACCUCGCGAGAUUGAGCGGUGGACCGCCGACGUCGACGCCUUGAUGCGCGAGCUGCCUGCGACGGGCGCAUUAACGCAGGCGUGUCGGCGGCUCCAAUCCAAGGCUGGGCUGCUCCCUGCCCGCGCCAGUCGGUAUUUGAAGGCCCUGAAGAAGUCCAGAGAAGAUGCAGCCAAAGCACUCGAGCAAGACGAGGCGCUGCCACCUAUGACUAGCACCGAGAAACUCAAAUUGGACUUCAAACUGCGCGAAGGGAUCUUGAGCAACAACUUUCGGCAGCUGGCGCCAGACAUGGACGUGGUGAAGGAGCGCAUGGCGUCGGUGAUGCGAAAAGGCGUGGGCAAGACCAAGUACUUGGCCCAACAGGUCAAGGAUAACAUUGACAUUUUGAAGCUGUAAUAACUUAACGAGAUUCAAAGGAUCGAGUGUACACUACACGUGUAGGACACAUCAGCUGUACUAGUAUGUAGGGUCUUCUAAGCUUUCGAUGUUUAGUACUAGUAUUGAACAUCGUCG
Aphanomyces astaci is the source of this 2806-nucleotide messenger RNA. RefSeq lists its product as hypothetical. NCBI's taxonomy places the organism in Eukaryota, Oomycota, Saprolegniomycetes, Saprolegniales, Verrucalvaceae. The transcript is spliced from 9 exons. The record is from RefSeq and is a predicted model, not a curated record. Bases 26 to 2689 code for a protein of 887 amino acids.